This is a messenger RNA of Helianthus annuus (common sunflower), 1044 nucleotides long. RefSeq lists its product as uncharacterized. Lineage: Eukaryota; Viridiplantae; Streptophyta; Magnoliopsida; Asterales; Asteraceae. Bases 1 to 1044 code for a protein of 347 amino acids. The record is from RefSeq and is a predicted model, not a curated record. The transcript has a single exon.
AUGGUUUCUCAUGUUUGGAGUAUUCUUACGAAUCGGGAGUCUCUGUGGGUCGCUUGGAUUCACUCUUACAGGCUAAAGGGUAGAAAUUUUUGGGAAUGUAAGUCAGUUCCGAAUUGCUGCUGGAGUUGGAGAAAAUUAUUACAGUUGCGGCCGUUAAUUAGGAGUUUUUGUUGGUCCAAGUUGGGUAACGGAAGAGAUACAUCAGUUUGGUAUGACAAUUGGAGUGGUAUUAGUCCGUUGAGUUCUUUUCUAUCGUCCAGAACUAUCACAAGGGAAGGAUUUUCGUUACAAGCCACUGUUGCGGAUUUGUCGUCUAAUGGCUCUUGGUUAUGGCCUGCUGCAUGGAGAGACACCUACCGGGUUCUUAUUCAGCUUGAUCAGGUACAAAGAGAUGCUAAUAAUCAAGAUUGUUUGCUCUGGAAAGAUGGGGAUGAGGUUAGUGAUUAUUCGUCCUCGGGGGUAUGGAACUCUAUCAGAAUUAGUGAUCCAGAGGUGAAUUGGCAUAGUAUAGUUUGGUUUUCGCAAUGUAUUCCUCGACAUGCCUUCUUUAUGUGGCUGAUUAUGCGGAAGAAGCUGGUUACUCAAGAUAAAAUCAUGUAUUGGAAUUACACUCGAACAACUAACAUGAAUAUGAUGUGCUGCCUCUUAUGCUACGAGAGUCUGGACUCGCAUGAUCACUUAUUCUUUGAAUGCAAGUUCUCGGCAAAGGUUUGGGAGUUCAUUCGUGCAAAAGCUGGUAUGGAUAAUGUGGAAGCUAAAUGGAGUGCUAUUACAGAGUGGCUUCGUCAGCGUGCUAGGUCCAAGUCUGCUGACAACUUAGUAUGUCGAUUGCUUGUUGCUGCGUCGGCCUAUGUUAUUUGGCGAGAAAGAAACACUCGUUUUUUCAAAAACCAUGCUAGGCCACCGGAAAAUAUUUGUGACUCGAUUUGUGAUACCGUUCGAUACAGAUUGAUGGGGUUAAAGUUCAAGAAUACACCAAAAGUGCGGAGACUACUGCAGAGGUGGGAUAUUCAUGGUGCUUUGGCUGUUGACGAUGGAGGUUGA